GAAUGAAUGUGAGUUUAUAAGAGCCUCCUUUGAGUGUGUGUUUGUGAAAAAUGCGAUGUCCAAGAUGCCUGAUGCCUGGGCCUGGCCACAUAAGCCCUACCCCUGGGUGUUAGCCCAGAGCGUCCCAGGGAAGUCUGUACCUGAGGUUCUAGAAACUUCACACCAGCCUCUGGUCUCAGAAUAGGAAGCAUGGCUACUGGACCAGUUUCCAGGAUGGAAUCCAGAGAGCGUGAGUCCUCCCUGGGCUGGGGGCCCAGGCUGGGUGGUGCAGCCACAGCCGCCUGAAGUUUCGAGGAAGAGGGGCGGAAACAGCUGCGGCCCCGCCCUUCCAGGCUCUGCGGGCUCCUGCGGUCUGCUGGUCACAGCGGUCCCGUGACUUCCUCACUUCCCUAAAUGGGCAGGUUCACGUUGAGAAGCCCAGGUUCUCCCCUGGCUGACCCAAGGGGUCUAUCCUGCACCUUCCGGGGACCCUGAUCUUGGGCCCCAGGUGUCGGCCCCUCUGGCCUGUGCCUGCCGGCAGCUGGAUGGAGCCAUGGCUCCCACGCUGCUCCUGCUGCUGCUCCUGCUGUGGCUCCAGGGCUGCACCUCAGGUGUCCCCACCGAGAACGUGUACUCCAAAGUGCAACACUUUGAAGGGGAGACUCUGUCUGUGCAGUGCUCCUACAAGAACCGCAAGAAACACGUGGAGGGCAAGGUUUGGUGCAAAAUCAGGAGGAAGAAGUGUGAGCCUGGGUUUACCCGGGUCUGGGCACCAGGGCCACGCUACCUGCUACAGGACGAUACCCAGGCCAAGGUGGUCAACAUCACUAUGGUGGCCCUCAGGCGCCAGGACUCAGGCCGGUACUGGUGCAUGCGUAACAGCUCCGGGACCCUCUACCCUCUGAUGGGAUUCCAGCUGGAAGUGUCUCCAGUCCCCACAGCUGAGAGAAACACUCCUCGCACACAGCUGGCCGGCAUCCUCAAGAGUGGAGUGGUCGUCACAACAGGCCACGCCCCCACCUCAGGCCCAGGGGCCCCCUUCACCACCAGCGUCAGGAUGCUCACACCCGGAGUCCUCACCUUGACCAGACUCUUGCCCUCUACUGCCUCGGGGACCAUCAGGCUGAGCUCCAUGUCGGGCUACAGCCCCUCCACCCCAAAGCCCACGAGGAUCACGGCCCAGACGGUGACUGCGUCUCCCAGCCAUGCCAGAGCCUCCUCGGCGGCCCCGGCAUCCGUCUCCACCAAGGCCGGGCCACUGCGCCCCAUGCCACCCACCAUGAGAAUGUGCCACACCAGCCGGUCGCUCCUCAACAAAUUACCCCCCAUCAGGCCCCGGGAUGCUAACCCCACUGUGCUGGCGGGCGUGCUGUCCUUGCUGUCGGUGCCUGUGGUGAUGAUGGCGGUCUAUGGCUUCUGGAAGAAGAGACACGUGGGCAGCUACAGCAUUUGCCGGAGCCCUGCCAGGCCCUGGAGGGACCCGCUUGGAAGGCCGGAGCCUCCGUGGAAGCCUGCGUGGUUUAAGGCCACUUACGGAGUGGGGGAGCUUUUCCCCGAGGGACUCCAGGAGGUCACAGAAGUGAAGACGGGGACCUGUCUGGAUUGGAGCCAGGUUGGGGGGUGAGGAUUGUGCACGGAUGGGCUCAGGCCUCCCUAACCCGGCUGCACCUCACCCGCCCAGGCCCAGCUGCAGGAGCCUGGGGAGGGCCCCGGAGGGGACUCCGCAGGAAGCCCAGGAAGCCCUGAGGGAAUCUGCUCAGAGCCUGGCCCAGCGGCCUGUUGCUGUUUACAGACAGAGCCUCAGCUCCCAAGGCCUCAAACACCUGCCACCCAGCGGAGGGGAGCGGGGCGGGGUGGCCAGCUGCUCUCUCCCCACCAGGACCUUGUGUCCUCAGCUGCCCUCUGCUCCCCUCCAGCUUCCCCGUGAACUUGGGGAAGAAAGUCCCAGAGGUCCAGUGGCCUGUCCUGGAGGAGGAGAAGGUGACUAAGAGCUGGGGGUCCCGGAGCCACUGGCAGCAGGGUCCCCAGAGCUGUCCAGCCCGGCCCUGCGGCCAUGUUCCCUCCGACCGACCUCCGAUGGCCAGGCUGCUUCUCCCUCAAGUCCUGAGAGCCAGCAGGGCCCACCCGCUCAACGCUGCCACCUGCCGGCCAGCCCCUCCUGGGACAGCUGUGACCAGCAGCCCCUCAUGGCAGGACCAGCCUGACCCCAGACUGGGGUGCAGAGGUUGAACUCAGGACUGUCUCCCCCAGUCCCUACCUGGCUUCCAGAUCUGGGCUCUUGGAGGGUCCCCUGUAGGAGGGGGCCACAGCUCAGGGAGGGGGGACUGCCACCCCCCACACACCCCUCCUUCCAGGGCGUCCUCCCCUGGGGAGAGAGGAGCCACUGUGACACAGGGAGACAGCUCAGAGCUCCCACAGCCCAGGACUGCAGUGGGCAGGACCAAUGGGGUGGAUGCAGCCCAGGAGCCUGGCCCAGUGGCUUGCCAUGUCCCAUGAGGGGCUGGCAGGUGGCAGGAGGCAAGUGCCCCUGCCUCACAGGCUCCUGGCUCAUGCCUGGCCCCUCCUGCAGGGAAAGCUGGACAUCCGGCUGCAUUUGUCCCCUGAAGAGGCGUCUGCAGCCUGGACUGACUGGAGAAGCACGUGGGUCUAGAUGUGGCAUCUCUACUCGGCCCUGGGACAGGGGCCCCCCCGGUGGGAGAGCAAAUGUCAUGGUCAGGAGACGGACACAGCCAGGGCCUUAGUGGGGCCACUCCAAGAUGGAAAUGGGGAGAGAAGGGGGCUGGGGGUGAUCCUAUGGGACCAUCGGAAGGAGGCAUUUCUUCCCUGUGUCCUGGAGAGGGCGCCAGAGGGGAGGCUCAACUGGAACUGGCUGGCCUGGUGCUGACACACACACACACACACACACACACACACACACACACACACACACACACACGACAUCUGUCCUCCCCACCAGGAAGGGGUGGCUACCGCCUGCUGUACAACUUGGAGGGAGUUUAAGUCACCUGGGGAAACGGGUCCCCGGGAGCCCCCUCCAUGGAGGCCUGACAGCAGCUGGACGGCCCUGUCACCUAGGAGACCAGACUGUCCCGCGGAGAGCGCUGCCCAGGCCUCAGGACCGGGACCAGGGACCAGGGUUGCCACCUGUCCCGGGGGACCCUGCACACGUCACCAACCCUCCCGGGCCUCAAUUUUCUUCUCCUUUGGAAGGGGACAUUCAUUCCUACCUCAAGACUUUUCAGAAUAAAAACGGAAGGGAUGUGAACUUGAUGCAACUGAGCACAUGCGUUGUGAUUGCUGGUCCUCAAGUCCUUUUCAAGUUUAAUAGUGUGUGUCAUCU
Messenger RNA from Pipistrellus kuhlii (Kuhl's pipistrelle), 3319 nucleotides. RefSeq names its product triggering receptor expressed on myeloid cells like 2 (gene TREML2). Gene Ontology annotation, cellular component: cell surface. NCBI's taxonomy places the organism in Eukaryota, Metazoa, Chordata, Mammalia, Chiroptera, Vespertilionidae. Gene Ontology annotation, molecular function: signaling receptor activity. The transcript is spliced from 5 exons. Bases 533 to 1603 code for a protein of 356 amino acids. The record is from RefSeq and is a predicted model, not a curated record. Gene Ontology annotation, biological process: T cell activation.